Messenger RNA from Staurois parvus, 377 nucleotides. Lineage: Eukaryota; Metazoa; Chordata; Amphibia; Anura; Ranidae. The record is from the annotation of a GenBank genome assembly.
CACAGAUCAUCAGAGCACUGAUGAUCAGUGUAGCCCCAGCAGUGCCACCUGUCAGUGACCAUCAGUGCCUACCAGUGUGCACAUCAAUGCCACAUAUCAGUGCCCAUCAGUGUGUGCCGCCAGUCAGUGCCACCCAGUGCAAUGCCAGUCAGUGCCACCUAUCAGUGCUGCCAAUCAGUGCCACCUAUCAGUGCCGCCAGUCAGUAUCAGUGCCGCCAGUCAGUGCCGCCUAUCAGUGCCCAUCAGUGAUGCCUGUCAAUGCCUAUCAGUGCCACCUACCAGUGCCUCCUCAUCAGUGCCCAUCAGUGCCACCUAUCAGUGUCCAUCAGUGCAGCUUAUCAGUGCCCAUCACUGCAGCCUCAUUAGCGCACAUCAGU